GCCUACUGCAGCUGGACCUGGCAUGGUUCAUUCACAGACCCCACCAAUCUCCUCGAUUCGCCCCAGCGAAAUCACCAAGAAACAGAUUGAGAGUCUUCGGGUGUCCAUGAGAUACUUUGAGGAUCAACUCCAGUACAACAAGCAUCAGAUUGACGAGAAGGGCACAGAGGAGCAGGCACAGAUGGUUCGCGGUCAAAUCGAGCAAUUUGAGAGGAACCUCGAGAACCAGCUGGCAUACGAGUUAACCCACUACCCCAAGACAAAUGUCCAAAACGACGAUGUUCACUCCACCUCGUCCAAGGAGGUUAACAAGAGCGAUGCUGGAUCUGACAUGCACCAAUCUGCUCAACAGGAAUCCGCCCGAUCCGCGAAGAAUGCCCGAGAGAGAGCUCCAACUCGAGCUACUCCAGUCCUCAACUCGGCAAAAUCGGUGUCGGCCUUCCAAUCUGCCAAGGUCAAAGCUGAGCUGGCUAUUCGUGACAAGGAGAUUGCCAAAAAAGCGUCUAGUCUCCCCAUCACCGCCGCCUUGGCCCCGCCAUUUCAGCCUCGAGCACCAAGCACUUCGACUCUGGCAACUGCUAUCCAUGCCCCCCAGUCCACCGCUUCCAGCCCUGAUGGUGAAGACAUCCUUGUCAAUGACCAUCUCGUACCAAGAGGUGGCUCUGGUUGGCGGUCUUUCUUCAAAAACUCUCGCUCUGUAAUCGAUUUGGGUGGCCCUUAUCUUGUUGGAAGAUUGCCGCAUGGGAUGAGACCCGAGGACGCCAGUGAGUCUGACUACGUUUAUGGUCGCAAACUGACAAAGGAUGAACGUCGUGCUCGUCACAUGUACUGGGGCAAGACUCCUCGCAGUCUCCAGAAGGGACUUCCUAAGUUUGACGGCAAGGACUUCUACCCUCCAUCGCCUAACAAAGGAAGCUCCUCGGAUUCGUCUAUCGAAUCAGCCUCUCCUACCAGUGCGGCAGACUUGGAUAGCGAUCUUUUGGGUGAUGAGUUGAAGCAGCCCGUGCACAAUGAUCCGUUCGAAGGCAUGGCCCCGUCAGGCAUGGCAAACAUCCGCAACCGACUUGGUGAUGUGACGCAGUCCGAAUCACUUCCGCCACAAGAUCACUCUAUGAUGAGCAACUAUGGCGCCGACAUUCCUCGCCCCUUCUCUUGUGCUACUCAGGUGAGCGAAGUGUAUCGCGAGUUUUGUCAGCCUGGCGUUGUCACUCACGAUUCCUCGCCGCCCUCGUUGGAGUGCUCUGAGGACAGUUGCAAGGACAGCCCCGAGUGCAAGUCGUCGCCUAAUGACAGUAGCGAGGAUAGUGAAGAAGCUUUGAUCUUUCAGGGGCGUCAAGGAAUGGUGCCGAAUGGGUCCAAGCCGCGCAAAAGCGGAAACACGAUUUUGAACUCCAUGCUGAAGAAGGGUAAAACGAGUGCCAAUGUCGCUCCAGGAAAGGUGUCUCCGACGACGGCACAGGGUGUGAUUCCCAACUAUGCUGGACACGCCGCUGCCUCUCUUACACCUGCCAUUGCGAACACAACACCGACUUCUCGAGGCCAUUUUGCCAAGGCUACUGAGACAAACAACCCAAGAUCUGCCACAGAGAGACGAUCUGAGAACCGUCCCCCGGUUGAUCGCCGACUUGAUGACUCGCGCCGUGGUGUCAGCCGCCAAGGCAAGGGCUUUCGCAACAUGGACUCUCGUUGAGAGUCGACGACUUCAUCAUCACCAGCAGCUAGCAACGCAUUCAAAUGCUCCUCGAUGAGCAUUUCGUUUGACUGUUAGACUUAAGACUUGCAUGUGUACUUUCGCAUGCGGUUACGCGUUUGACUGCAUUCUUCUUUUCGCGCAUCAUCACCUCAACGAACAAUGUUUUGCUUGCACUGAAGCCUAGAAAGCCAGGCCAGCAUCGUCAUCUGCGCCACACCGACAUCGGAAUAAAGAUCGGAUUUCAGGCGCUCGAGGCCUCACAAUUGUUAGAGUACAAAAUGUUUUACGGUAAUAACGGACACGGACAGACGUCGCGGAAAGGUUAUCUUGAUGCACCGCAUCUUAAGUUCAUAAACCAUUCUCAGUGGAUGGACAUGGAC
Molecule: messenger RNA, 2073 nt
Organism: Ilyonectria robusta
Lineage: Eukaryota; Fungi; Ascomycota; Sordariomycetes; Hypocreales; Nectriaceae
Exons: 2
Coding region: 23-1690 (555 amino acids)
Source: RefSeq, a predicted model, not a curated record